Messenger RNA from Microsporum canis CBS 113480, 312 nucleotides. Its product is annotated as non-histone chromosomal protein 6. NCBI's taxonomy places the organism in Eukaryota, Fungi, Ascomycota, Eurotiomycetes, Onygenales, Arthrodermataceae. The transcript is spliced from 4 exons. Bases 1 to 312 code for a protein of 103 amino acids. The record is from RefSeq and is a predicted model, not a curated record.
AUGCCAAAGGAGAAGUCUACUGCCCGCAAGGCCAAAGGCCGUGGUGUUGAGAAGAAGAAGAAGGACCCCAAUGCGCCAAAGCGUGGUCUCUCUGCCUACAUGAUCUUUGCCAAUGAGCAGCGUGCAGCUGUCCGUGAAGAGAACCCAAACAUCACUUUUGGCCAAGUUGGCAAGGUCCUCGGAGAGCGAUGGAAGGCCCUCAGUGACAAGCAGCGUGUCCCCUAUGAGGAGAAGGCUGCUACCGACAAGCAGAGAUAUGAAGAUGAGAAGGCUGCAUACAACUCCCGCCAGGAAGAAGAAGAAUCUUCUUAA